AUGCCUACCCUCCCACUCCAACCCCCAGACCACCCCAUCGCCUUGCGACGCUCUCACCUCCUCAGCCCCGCUCCAGACCGUAUGACAAACACUCCAACAACCCUCCGCAUAACUCGCGAAAACACCAUAUCCGGCCGCGACUUCAGCGUCCACCAACUCCGCCACCACGAAGAACCCUCCAGUCCCCGACGCCAUGCACUCCUCUUCACCGUCUCCGGCCGCUUCUGGAGUAACUCGCAACUACGUGAGAUCCGCAAUGCAAACGGGCGCCCCUUACUUGAGCUUCGACGAAUCUGGUGGAAGGGUCAAUGGUCCGUCCGACGACCAGGUGGGGUCGGUGACGAUCUUCUGCAUGCCGAGUUGCGCUGGGGGAUCGGCAUGAAGAUGGCGGUACGAUUCCAGAACGCACUAUUAAGUGGUAUUUGGGAUGAGGAUGAGCUUGAGAAUCUAAAUGAGAAUCUGAAUCGUGGUGGGAGGUCUCGACAUCGUUACGGGAACAGUUACAGUUAUAAUUCUCAUACUCGCGAAUUACAAUUGAGACAACGGAAUCGUCGAGCCCCGGAUCAAGAAUCUAUUCGGACAUUACCGAGGUAUGAACAGCCUCAGAAUCAGAAUUCGACUGAGACCGAGCUAGAACCAGGGCACGGAUCACCACCCCCAUAUAGUGUGGUGAUGGCCGAGGACCAUGCGCAACAGAGUAGUAGUGGUAGUGCAGGAGGGGGAAGCGGAACUGAAAGUGACGGUUCAACAUCUACUUCUGCAUCUGCAUCUGAUGAUGAGAGUGGGGAUGAAAAGGCUUUUGCGUCGGCGCCGCGAGGCCGUGAAGCUCCUCCACUUCCAUCAUAUGACUCGGUGCGAAGAAUGCGACGGGUCUCGAGUCAUUCGCUUCGUGAUCUUCUAGAGGCCAUUGAGCCUCCUGGAGAACCAGCACCAGCAUCACCGUCUUCUUUAUCUUCUUUGUCUUCUUUGUCUUCUUCGCGGCCGCGGUCUGAAGGUGGAUUGGAUCCUAAGGUGGGGUUGAAGCUGGUGCAACAGAGUAGCUCGAUGGCGGUCGUGAUGAUGGGAGAGAAGAGAAUCAUCUACAUUCGUCGGGAGAAGGUGAUGGAUUUCCAUAUGCCGGGUCCUAUACCUAAAUGGGAGGUUGAAGUUGCUGAGGGCGUGGAUCUAUUAUUAGCUACCAGUGUGGUGCUUAUAAUGGCGGAAUUCGUGAAGAAUGAAUAUCGAAUGAGAACCAAUUAG
Messenger RNA from Penicillium angulare, 1239 nucleotides. RefSeq lists its product as uncharacterized. The coding region runs from base 1 to 1239 and encodes 412 amino acids. The record is from RefSeq and is a predicted model, not a curated record. The transcript has 2 exons. NCBI's taxonomy places the organism in Eukaryota, Fungi, Ascomycota, Eurotiomycetes, Eurotiales, Aspergillaceae.